Molecule: messenger RNA, 1412 nt
Organism: Manduca sexta (tobacco hornworm)
Lineage: Eukaryota; Metazoa; Arthropoda; Insecta; Lepidoptera; Sphingidae
Product: 15-hydroxyprostaglandin dehydrogenase [NAD(+)]-like
Exons: 1
Coding region: 46-894 (282 amino acids)
Cellular component (GO): cytoplasm
Molecular function (GO): oxidoreductase activity, acting on the CH-OH group of donors, NAD or NADP as acceptor
Source: RefSeq, a predicted model, not a curated record
GACCUUGUGAACAAAAAAAAGUAAGGUGAAAGGAGGUUAAAAAUAAUGUACGCGGUAAUUUUUGUGUGUCUCGCAGGUAUCCUCGCUCACGUCCAUGGAGAUGCAGACAGACAACUCGAAGGCAAAGUCGCCGUCGUGACCGGCGGAGCUAAGGGCAUUGGCUAUACAAUAGUAGAGAAUUUCCUAAAGAACGGAGUCAAAACCGUCAUAAUCGUCGACAAAAACCGAGCGCGAGGGCUGAAGGCGGAGGAACAACUCAACUGUAAACACGGUGGCAACAGAACAGUGUUCAUUUAUGGCGACAUCACUAAAGAUUUAGACAGAGUGUCAGAACAAAUCUUUCAGUGUUACGGGUGCGUCGACAUCUUGGUGAACAACGCUGGGAUACUGAACGAGUAUGAACCAAAGAAGACGAUUGAGACUAAUGUUAUGGGUACCGUACUAUGGGCAGAAAGAUUCUACAAUUGCAUGAGAAAGGACUGGGGAGGAAAAGGAGGAACCAUUAUCAAUAUAGCAUCUAUUACUGGUUACAUGAGUGAUCCGUUCAUGUACUUUUAUAGAGCAUCAAAGUUUGCUAUCAUUGGCCUCACUUUGGGCAUGGGGCAUGAAUACAAUUAUUUGUCCAGUGGAGUGAGAAUGUUUGCAAUAUGUCCAGGAUUUACACGCACGGAUAUGACACUGAGUCAACAACUGACUUUGGAUGAGCAUGUAGAGGUUUUCAGUAGAUUCAGCGAAGUCGCGCGUUGGCAAUCAGCUAACCACGUCGGAGAAGUUGCAGUUCUGUUGUUCAAGACUGCCAGUACUGGCACGGCGUAUACCGUAGUAGGCGGUGCACCUCCAGUAGUGUCUCCUGAUAGAGAAAACACCACAGUUGAUUUUAUCCUUAGCUUGUAGUUUCGUCAUAUUUUUCUUUAAAUAUUAAGUGUAUUAUAUGUCUUAUGUUAUUACAAUUAUAUGAAGGUAUCUAUAAUUAUGAAAACAAAUCUAUAAUUCCCUUAAACUUUAUGUUUAGAAAUCAUCACUUUUUACCAUUUUCUCAAAUUCCGUACUCUAAUAUUAAAAAUAUGAUUGUAUAAAUUUUUUUAAACCAAAUAAAACGUAAAACAAUAUUGUAUACAAUUAUUAACAUAACAACGAUUUAAAGCCUCGUACAGUUGUUUAAACAUUAAAUAGACGAUCUUGAAAGUUUGUUAUUAAGACUUUUAAAUAGCUAUGAAAAUACUUUAAGACACCCUAUUACUAAGUUCAAGGUGGGAUAUUGUGAAAUUAGUGCUGAUUAACUUAAAAACGAGAUUAAUAAUAAUAAUUAUCUCGGAACUCAGUAAAUUUGGAACGUCAUUCAUUUAUUUAGUUUCAUUUUUAAACUAAAAUGACUGGAAUAAUUAUGAGAUCCAAGUAAAUGAUAUUGUGAA